CUAACACUAGCUGUGUAUGUAAGCAGUAGUUUCUUGGUUUGAUUUUAAACUCUAAUGUAAUAAUCUGAAUCUGUAAACUGAUAAGAAGUAAACAGUGUUGAGGAAAUGCAGUUAUUGUAAAAUAAUCAACCUGUAAGUUACAACUGUUAUAGAAAAUCAAUCACAAUCCGGCAUUCAGCAGUGCAGUGUAACACAAAAUAGUACUUAUAAUGGGUGUACUGUAUGUGCGUGUGUGUGUGUGUGUGUGUGUGUGUGUGUGUGUGUGUGUGUGUGUGUGCAUGUGUGUGCACGUGUGCGUGUGUGUGUGUGUGUGUGUGUGCGCGUGUGCACGCACUGCAGGUGGAGAAAUGUGCAGUUGCAGAGUCUCUCUCUCUGACCAGUUGGGAGAAAAAAGUAAGCACGAGACUCCGCCCAUUUCUGAGCUCAACAGAUUACUGUGGAAGUUUACUGGCAAAAGCAACCACCUGGAUGAGGUCAGACCAGGAAUCUACAUCGGAGACCUGUAUGCAGCUAAAGACAAAUCCCUGUUAAAGGCACUAAACAUCAGUCACGUGUUGAACGCAGCUCACGGUAAAUACAACGUGAACACAGGUGAAAGUUUCUACAGAGGCACCAACAUCACGUACCACGGCGUGGAGGCCUUCGAUACACCGUCCUUUGACAUAAGUUCCUUCUUCUACAGCGCUGCUGAGUUCAUCAAGAGCACAUUGAGCACCCCUGGAGGUAAGGUGCUGGUGCACUGUGCGAUGGGUCUGAGUCGCUCAUCCACGCUGGUCCUCGCCUACCUGAUGAUCGAGGAGAAGAUGACGCUGGUGGAGGCCAUUAGUGCUGUAGCACCAAACAGGAACAUCUGCCCCAACUCGGGCUUCCUGGAACAGCUACGCACCCUCGACAUACAACUGCAGAACUGAAACAGUGCCACCUAGUGCUACUUUAAAAGUUUACCAUCAUGCUAACUUACGAAUGAAAGAUUGUUGCUAUAGCAACAAUAAUAUAAUAUACCGAGAGCAUCCAUAUAAACCUGCACUGCUGUUAGAGCUGCUGUACACUGUUACAUUCACUCAUCCUACAUUAUAGACAUUGUCACAAAGCAGUUUAACACAAAUAAACAGAUUAUUAAUAUGUAAUUUCAUAAAUUAGUCCCUAAUGUUCCAUAAUGAGUGAGCCAUGAGUGAGCCAUGAGUGAGCCAUUUACUACAGUUCCAUCAUUGUUGAGGUGCUGUUCAGUGAUUAAUAUUUAUGUAAUAUUUAAUUAGUCUCAUUAUUAUACUAAUUACUAAUUGGUCCAAUCCAUCCUCAAAGUUGUUCAGUUGCUUAGUAACUUUAUGAAUCUUUAGAUUGUUGAUGUGGAACCAUCUCAAGCUCUCCAGUGGGUCUAAUACUGAAGAGCUCCAUCCAGAGUAUAUUUACAUUUAGGGCAUUUGGCAGACGCUUUUAUCCAAAGAAACUAACACUUAUACAGUUAGAGCAAUUGAGGGUUAAGGGCCUUGCUCAAGGGCCCAGCAGUGGCAGAUAGUUGGAGGAGCUGGGAAGCCAUGGCCUACCAAUCAGAAGUCCAACAUAUUAACCACUGAACUACCACUUUCAGUUCAUUCUCAACAGCAGCUGCUAAAAAUAAAUUCAAGAUUCAAGAUUCAAUUUUGAUUACCGUAAUUUCCGGACUAUA
This is a messenger RNA of Silurus meridionalis, 1666 nucleotides long. Its product is annotated as dual specificity protein phosphatase 13-like. Gene Ontology annotation, cellular component: cytoplasm. The record is from RefSeq and is a predicted model, not a curated record. The transcript is spliced from 3 exons. Gene Ontology annotation, molecular function: protein tyrosine/serine/threonine phosphatase activity; MAP kinase phosphatase activity. The coding region runs from base 210 to 911 and encodes 233 amino acids. Lineage: Eukaryota; Metazoa; Chordata; Actinopteri; Siluriformes; Siluridae. Gene Ontology annotation, biological process: negative regulation of MAPK cascade; protein dephosphorylation.